AUGGAUCUGUGUCUGUCCCACAAGGGUCUUCAGAGUUUCGAUGCCUCGACGCUGUUGCUUGAUGCCACUGAUGGGCUCCGCCAAGAGGAGAAGAAGGCGCCGUCACGGGGCCGCUACAUUGCCGUCCGCGCACUGGAUCUGUCACAUAAUAGCAUUGCCCGCUUUGCAGGGGGUCAGGCGCUUUUCGCGCUGGCGGUGUUGGAUCUCUCCCACAACUCCCUUGCGACGCUUGAGGCCUCGAGCCUUCCUGGGGGACUCGUACGACUGAAUGUGGCGCACAACGCUUUGCAGGAGUUACAAGGGUUAUCAAGCUUUACGCCGAGGAUGCAGGAGUUGAACGUGGGCUUCAACCGUAUUACUAGCCAGCAUGUGAACGGCCUCCCAAAAGGGUUGACGACGUUGCUCUGCCAGAGCAACCUGCUAGACUCUGUGCGACCGUUUGUCCUUCUUUUGCACCUCUCCAGCCUUGAUCUGAGCUCUAAUCAAAUCGCCGAGGUGGAGGAGCUUUACAGGUUGCGGGAGUUGCGCGCACUCCGUUACCUUGAGCUGCGGGGAAAUCCCGUGAUGAGCGCUCCGGAGGCGGUUCCAUCGCUCCUUGACGCCGUGCCAAAACUCAUUUCACUUGACCGCACACCGCUCUCGCAGGCGGGGGAGAAUCGGAUGUUCAAAUUUCACCGUUCUAGAAGUUCUAAACAAAACCAAGGUGAAUCUCAGCUGCGGACGCGGAGCAGGUCGCUUUCCCAUAGAUCGAGCAUGAGACGGCAGGACGGCAAGAGUGAGGCGGAGAUGGAGGUACGCCUCUUGGAGACCCGCGUAAGAGAGCUUGCACGGCUUUUGAACGAUGCCGAGAAGCGGGAGCGGCAGUUGCGGUAUCAAAAGAAAGUUUUGCAUGAACAAGUAUCGGCGUGCGCCGGGGUCAUAGAUUCCCAGGCCAUGCAGUUGGAACGACUGGGGAAGCGGAUAGGUGAGUUGAAGGAUGAAGAAGCAUCUCUGAGGGAGCCAGUCGCGGAGUUGGAGCAAACCUUUGAGCAAACCCAUGCAUCCCUGGUUGCGCACAGGCUGAAUCAGUCCUCUGGGCGUGUCUGA
Messenger RNA from Trypanosoma rangeli, 1086 nucleotides. RefSeq names its product putative leucine-rich repeat protein (LRRP). The coding region runs from base 1 to 1086 and encodes 361 amino acids. The record is from RefSeq and is a predicted model, not a curated record. Gene Ontology annotation, molecular function: protein binding. Gene Ontology annotation, cellular component: cytoplasm. The transcript has a single exon. Lineage: Eukaryota; Euglenozoa; Kinetoplastea; Trypanosomatida; Trypanosomatidae.